This is a messenger RNA of Orbicella faveolata, 2494 nucleotides long. RefSeq lists its product as uncharacterized. Gene Ontology annotation, molecular function: isocitrate lyase activity. Gene Ontology annotation, biological process: carboxylic acid metabolic process. Lineage: Eukaryota; Metazoa; Cnidaria; Anthozoa; Scleractinia; Merulinidae. The record is from RefSeq and is a predicted model, not a curated record.
CAGUUCACAUAGUUAGUAGACAGGUCUAAUCUUUAAAGCCAAGGAACACCACGCCGCAGACAUGAGAGUUUUCAGCAAGGUCAAUGUCGUGUUGAGAGUUUGCACCCGUAAUUAUGGAUUCACAGCGAUUCGACGGGACUAUGGCCCUGAUGCCGUAGAAAAACUUCGCGGAUCUCUAAAGAUUGAGCAAACUUUAGCAAGACGAGGAGCAGAGAGGCUUUGGGACCUGAUUAAUCGAGGGGAAGACUCUUAUGUGAAUGCUCUCGGCGCCAUGACUGGCGGUCAAGCAGUUCAGAUGGCCAAGGCCGGUUUACAAUCCAUUUACCUGAGUGGCUGGCAAGUAGCGGCAGACAGCAACAUGGCUGGACAGACAUAUCCUGAUCAGAGUUUGUAUCCUGCCAACUCAGCCGCUAAACUUGUUGAACGAAUCAACAACGCCUUCAUUAGAGCGGAUCAGAUAGCUCACAUGGAAGAAUCUGAUAAACACAUUGAUUUCUUUUUGCCCAUUGUUGCUGAUUGCGAAGCUGGAUUUGGUGGGCCGCUGAACGCCUUUGAACUCACCAAAUCAAUGAUUUGUGCUGGCGCAGCUGGCGUCCAUUUUGAAGAUCAACUGGCAUCAGAAAAGAAGUGUGGUCACAUGGGAGGCAAAGUUCUUCUUCCAACACAACAGUUCAUCAAGGUCCUCAACGCUGCUCGUCUAGCUACUGACGUCAUGGAUGUUCCCACUGUUAUCAUUGGACGAACAGAUGCCGAGUCAGCAGCCCUGGUCACGUCAGAUAUUGAUCCACGUGACCAACCAUUCCUGACCGGUGAAAGAACUCCCGAGGGAUUCUAUCGCUCAACUGCAGGUUUACAACAAGCCAUCGCUCGAGGACUAAGCUAUGCUCCAUACUGCGACGUGAUUUGGUGCGAGACAGGCAAACCUGACUUGGAAGAAGCUCACAUGUUUGCUGACGGAAUCCAUUCUGUGUUCCCAGGCAAACCGCUUGCCUACAACUGCUCUCCUUCCUUCAACUGGAAAGCCAACCUCAGCGAUAAAGAGAUCGCUGUAUUUCAGAAAGAACUCGGUAAAAUGGGCUACAAAUAUCAGUUCAUUACCUUGGCUGGUUUCCACUCGCUCAAUCACGCCAUGUUUAAGCUUGCACGUGACUACAGAGAUCAUGGUAUGUCUGCCUACACCAAGGUACAAGAAGACGAGUUUGCGCAGGCGCAGUUCGGCUUCACGGCACACAAACAUCAGAGGGAGGUAGGCACGGGAUAUUUUGACCAAGUGAGUAUGGCGAUCAGCGGAGGAACAAGUUCGACAACAGCGUUAGAAGGAUCAACUGAGCAAGAACAAUUCACUGAAAACAACUCAGACUCGGAAAAGUUUUCCGUUCAUUAAAAAUUAAUCAGAGAUUUAGUUUGUAAAUGACGUUUGUAAGUACUCAAUGUAUAUAACAAAGUGAAACGACAGUAAGAAGUUUACAAAAGCUAUUUAGUUGUCAAUGAUAACAAAAACAAUUUGAAGUUGAUAAGAGUGUUUCAAAAAUACUUCAUUAAUAUAUUGAAAAUAUAUUGAAGAGUGCAUUUUUCAGUAAGUAGAGUUCAUGAUGUCGAUCGGACUAACUAGUAUCAGUUGUACAGUGUGCGUAUUUAAGACCAAUUUGAAAUUCUUUUAGUAAACCAAAGAAAGAAAGUCCUUUGAAUGACAUCAGUGUUCUCAAUAUGUCUUUGAAGUAUUUAUGAAAAAAUUGGUCUGUCCUUUAGCUAAUAGCACUUUAAUGCCAAGCGAGCAGGCGACUGUAAACCUACAAUUCAGUGUCUAAUUGGCAACGUAUGAGGGUCGUACAGGGGGGGUCUCUGGCACGGUUCACGAACGGAGAAAACGGAGGAUCACGGAUCACGGAUAUAAAAAAUUUCGUUUUCCCGAAUCACGUAAAUAAGCUAGUAAGAUAUUCUUUUUAAUAACCUGUACUUACACUAGAAAGAGUGUUUGAAGAAAGCAAAAUCGUCAAGGCUCCAUAUUGCAAAUUGCAUAGCUAAGUCACUCUCGAUAGACGACUCUAACCAUUCGGAGGACUCGGGUCUCAAAAUCACGUGGAAUAGAGUGGUGAAAUCAUGAAUAUCGGUUAAUAAUUCAAGUUCUUCACGGGGCACGGAUAACAUUCAGGUCACGGAUUACGAAGAAUCAUUUCCUAAAUUCACGUUUCACGGAAAAUCAGCUAAUCACGCAUCACGAGAAUAUCCCUGUACGACGCUCAACAAUGCAUUCACUGACAAUAGGUGAAACCUAGCUAUAUCAUUAAUUGUCAUCAAUUGCUAACAAUUUCAUUCGUUUGGAAUGCUAGCCACCCAUAAGGCUAAGGUAAAACCUUUAGAGAGCUUUAUCCGCAGGGACUAAAUUAAGUUUACAACGGAUCGAUGAUCAAGCGUAAAAACGGAGUAAAAUAAUGAAUACAUCCUGGAGAUUGUACGUGGAUCGAAUUAUAAUUAAACACUAUAACACCGAAAA